AUGAAGUUUUUCCUUCAGCUCAUUUGCCUCAUCGUGCCUUCGGCGGCGAUGAAAACAGACAUGUCACGUACCAUUCCGGUGGAUGGAGCCAAGCAGGGGAUGGAGCGCAUUCUCCUCAACAACGCGGUCCACGACCUCGACGAGGCCAAGGAGAUGCCGGACCCAGAGAAGAACGAUGACAUGGAGGGCAUGGGCGGCCUCGGUGGGAACCUGGAGUUCAUGAUGCUGAAGCUCGCCCAGCUGGAGACGAUCGUGGAGCUUCAGCAGCUGCAAAUCAAGGAAAUGAACGAGUGGAGGCACGGCCACAUGGCCGGAGAGCACAAUGCUUCCAAGCCCCCGCCGUCGGCCCUGGAGGUGAAGCUGGCGUCGGAGGCCAAGGCUCAGCACGCGCAGGACACUCUGAAGGGCGUCCUCCGCAAGCAUCACCGGCAGCGGGAGACGCGCGAGUUCGCGACCCGCCCCAAGGCCGCGCCUGCACCUCCGCAGGCGCCGGAGGCGACGGCCCAGCUGAUCCAGCGCUCCCGCUCCAACCAUUCCAAGGAGAGGGCUGAGGAGCAGUCGCUGGAUGCGAGUGUGAAUUCCAAAGUCCUCGGAGUUUUGACCUCCGGCACCGGCUUAAUCGGCGACGCACUGGGAGACGCCUACGAGAAGGCCAAGGACCCAGUUGCCUUCGUGUCGGAGACGGUCAUCGACACCGUGGACAUGGCCAUGGACAUCCUGUCCCGCGGCUUCACGGACUUCAAAGCUGGCUGCAACCCGAGCACGGCGCCAAGCGUAAAGGUAAGUGAGAACGGGCUUUGUGUCAAGUUCGGGCGGCAGAAGUGCUGGGUUCGGCUGAUGGGUCAGAGCCUCACACUCUUCGACUUCAACUUCGGCAAAAAGUGCGUGGACUGGCCCGGCCCCUUGAAAACUGCGAUCAAGCUUGGGAAAGGGUUGGCAAGUUGCCGCGGAGACUUUGGCGAUGUCAUGAAGUGCCUCGGCUCCGAGAUCGCCGACAACGUCCCCGCCCUUAAGGCCACACUCACCAUGGGCGACGAACUCCGGAAGUGCGCGAAGAGAUCCAGCGCCGGUGACGUCAUCAAGUGCCUGGGCUUCCGGAUCAUCCAACUCGUGCCUCCGCUGAGCUUCUUGAACCGGAUGAGCGACAUGCUCACCGAGUACGUGGAGGGCUUCGCCCCGCGUGGCCUCGCCCUCAAGGAUGGCUACUCCUUGAUCCAGGAGGCCUCCGUGUCCAAGUUCCCUGCCGCUGGCGCGGCUCCCGUAGUGAAGCACGAGAGCAGGAACUUCCUGAUCCAAACCCACUCGCAGCGCAGAGAACUCUCAGCUUCGGAGAUGGACAGAGACGGUCCAGAACCGGAUGGCUUGGGCUUCGACAUUAGUUACGAGGGCAGCAACUAUGCUUCCAAGCUCAUCACCCAGUUUGGGGGCAGGGAGACGGACACCAGCUCUUGCCUUGCCUUCGCACCCCAAACGCGUCGGUCGCGGAGAACCAAGAAGAAGACAGACUGGCAGGUGAAGAAGAAGGAUGACUUCAUCAAGCUGGAGCCUUGGGCCGUGCCCUGCGGUAACAGGUGGAUGAAGGACAACCCAUCGAAGUGGGAGGGCUGCUCGGAUGGCCUACCCCUUCUGCCCCAGAAAUCAGGCUUCUCCUUCUACACCGCCGAGCUGGCGAUCGAAAAGUGCCUCACGGUGACCUACAAGAUGAACUUUCAUGCGUUUGCCCUUCCUCCCCAGCGCCCCUCCAUCGAAGGAUGCCCAAGUGUGUUGGCCCACCGGGCGGCCAGAUGGCAUGGAUCUGAGCAUGCUGACCCUUGGUUGGAGCAAGGCUCCCUGCCUUGUGACGAUGUGAAGCAUCCUGAAAGCGUCAACCGACAGGAAGACAGUGAUCCGCUCUUCAGUCGGACCAUCCGCCUCAGCAAGCGAUACGGCAGCAAGACGGACUUCACGGGGAAGAACACCUACCAGAGCACAGCAACCUGGUUCCUGGAGACGAACGCCAGCGUCCAGCAAGGCCCCUGGAACCAAAGCCAGGCCUUUGAUUGGGAGGAGCCGGUGGAGGAGCUUUACUUGGCCUCGCUGGAACUGGGCCCGAACCGGCUGAACCGGAGCUCCGAGCUGCGGGGGGAGGCCGCCCUUCGGCGGCUGAAAGGCCUUGGGCUUUCUCUGGCCCAAGAGGCCCAAGAGCUGACGUCGACUUCCGCCAAGAACCUCUUCCAGCUCUUCAGCUUCAAGCACCCGGGCAUGGUGAACUUCGAGCUGAAGGGUCUACUGGAGGGCAACAGCCUGGAGCUGGGCAUCCGCAUGGGCUUCGGGCCCUUUGAGUCCCAGGAGAAGAGGCUCAAGCUCGUGGACAUCGCGGACCAAUUUGCGGUGGUCCUCAAUGCUCUGCCCUUCGUGUCUUCCAAGAGCAAGGACAAGGCCCUGAAGGCCCUCCGAGACUUCUCAAAGAGCUCUGUUCCACCACCGGUCCUGACACCUGGCACCCGCGUUGCCCUCUACAGCAAGAAGCACCGGCGUUUCCUCAAGGCGGGAAGCCGGGACAUGGGCUCCACGAAAACCAUGGACGUCGAGGCCCUGCGAAGUUCCUGGGAUCGUGAGUACUUCACCGUGGUGGAUGGUGGAAAUGGGGAGAUCGCGCUGCACAGUGCGCGGUACAACCGGUUCAUGAGGAUGCACAGCAAGACGAAUAUAGACAUGAGUGGUGCCAGAGCCACACUUCCGUCGAACUGGAAUCUUGAGCGCUUCACCCCGGUGAAUGCUGGGAAUGGGGAGAUUGCGCUCCACAGCAAAGCCAAACGCCGCUUCGUCCAGAUGCAUCCAGAUGGCCGUGUACGGCCGCAUCACCAGGACAGAGAUGCGAACAAUGUUCCAGGAAGCUGGGAGCGCUUCUUCGUGGUGCAUACCCCCCAGCCCUACUUCUACUUGGAGCCUGGCUCCGUGGUCGCGCUGUACUGCUGGAAGCACCACCGCUUCCUUCGCAUGAACAACAAGGCGGACAUGGACCGCAGUGCCAUUAACGGACCCUACGUGCGGAGAGGAUGGACAUGGGAGACCUUCACCGUGGUGGACGCAGGGGGUGGCCUGAUUGCAUUGCACAGUGCAGCACACAACCGCUUUGUGAGGAUGAAGGGGAAUGCGGACAUGAGGGCAAGCGACAAAAAGUCCAUCAACGAGCUCCCCGACAGCUGGACCGAUCAGAGGUUUGCAGUCGUGCCUGCCGGCAAACAUGCCAACAAACACGUAAUCGCUUUGCACAACCCCUGGCACAACCGCUUCGUUUCCAUGACGACCAACAGCGUUGUUGCCAGUGGAAAGAAGGAUGCGCAGAGCCUGCCUGGAGGCUGGACGUGGCAGAAGUUCCAGGCAGGCGGCCGAAACUAA
This is a messenger RNA of Symbiodinium natans, 3381 nucleotides long. The record is from the annotation of a GenBank genome assembly. Lineage: Eukaryota; Dinophyceae; Suessiales; Symbiodiniaceae.